GCUCUUUAGCGCAACCUCAAGCCGAGUCCUGCAAGCUUGCAAAAAAAAAGCGAAAAAAGAAUCGCUUUGAUAAAUAACUUAGUAAUUUUUCUCUACUAUGUUUGUGUUUUAAAAAAUGAGUUUUUCAAGUGAUGAAGUUAAUUUCUUGGUGUACCGAUAUUUGCAAGAAUCCGGUUUUCAGCAUUCUGCUUACACCUUUGGCAUAGAGUCGCAUAUUUCACAAUCCAACAUCAAUGGAGCUUUGGUACCGCCAGCAGCCCUUCUCUCCAUCAUCCAGAAGGGUUUACAAUACACAGAAGCUGAGAUCAGUGUUGGAGAUGAUGGUUCUGAACGACCCAUGGAAAGCUUAUCACUCAUUGAUGCUGUGAUGCCUGAUGUUGUUGCAAGUCGUCAACAGCAAAUGCAGAACAAUCAGAAACCACAAGUGGUAAAGACAGAACCACCAAAUUCCAAUGGAGAUGAACCCAUGCAUUCCUAUCCCAACCCCAAUGAAGGCCGGGAAGAGGAAACAGGAGUAGAGAUACCUGCCAGCAAAUCAACUGUACUUCGUGGCCAUGAAUCUGAAGUUUUCAUCUGCGCUUGGAACCCGACAACUGAUUUAUUGGCUUCCGGCUCUGGCGAUAGUACUGCCAGGAUUUGGAACAUGAAUGACAACUCGUCUUCACCAACUCAACUUGUUCUUAGGCAUUGCAUUCAGAAGGGUGGAACUGAAGUUCCGAGCAACAAAGAUGUCACCUCACUUGACUGGAAUUGUGAUGGAACUCUUCUUGCAACUGGCUCUUACGAUGGUUAUGCUCGCAUUUGGACAACUGAUGGAAGAUUAGCUAGCACUCUGGGACAGCAUAAAGGACCUAUUUUCGCACUAAAAUGGAACAAAAAGGGCAACUAUAUCCUCAGUGCUGGAGUCGACAAAACGACCAUCAUUUGGGACGCUUCAACGGGCCAGUGCACGCAGCAGUUUGCUUUCCAUUCCGCCCCAGCACUCGACGUAGAUUGGCAGUCGAAUGUCAGUUUUGCCUCAUGCUCCACUGACCAGUGUAUUCAUGUUUGUAAGUUGGGCAGUGACAAGCCAACCAAAUCCUUCCAAGGACAUACGAAUGAAGUAAACGCUAUUAAGUGGGAUCCUCAGGGUAAUCUUUUGGCUUCCUGUUCUGACGAUAUGACGCUCAAGAUAUGGUCCAUGAAACAAGACACUUGUGUUCAUGAUUUGCAAGCACACAACAAGGAAAUCUACACCAUAAAAUGGAGUCCUACCGGCCCUGGAACAAAUAACCCAAACAUGAAUCUGAUUUUGGCUAGCGCUUCGUUUGACUCGACCGUUCGAUUGUGGGACGUCGAGCGUGGGUUGUGUAUUCAUACCUUAACCAAGCACACCGAACCAGUGUACAGUGUCGCAUUUUCUCCCGAUGGCAAAUACCUAGCAUCUGGUAGCUUUGACAAAUGUGUACACAUCUGGUCUACUCAGGUACAUAAUAGUUUCAAAGUUGAAAACCUAAACAAACUACAUCUUUAUUCUAUUUUUCUUAGUCGGGGCAAUUGUUACACAGUUACAAAGGAACUGGAGGCAUUUUUGAAGUUUGCUGGAAUUCUCGGGGCGAUAAAGUUGGAGCAAGUGCUUCUGACGGAAGUGUAUUUGUUUUGGACUUGCGAAAAUAAAUAAUUCAACGCUUCAACAUUUUCUGCAAUUCCAGUUGUUUCAUGAUUCUUAUUAUCUUUAAGGUUCAUUACAUCAUUUGUAUCAUUUAAGGAAAAACAAAAUAAAAAAUUUCAAUUU
Molecule: messenger RNA, 1774 nt
Organism: Daphnia pulex (common water flea)
Lineage: Eukaryota; Metazoa; Arthropoda; Branchiopoda; Diplostraca; Daphniidae
Gene: ebi
Product: F-box-like/WD repeat-containing protein TBL1XR1
Exons: 9
Coding region: 116-1660 (514 amino acids)
Biological process (GO): regulation of transcription by RNA polymerase II
Cellular component (GO): histone deacetylase complex
Molecular function (GO): protein binding; transcription corepressor activity
Source: RefSeq, a predicted model, not a curated record